GUUGAGAGGUAGUCACGAAUGCCACCCAAUGACGGCAACACGCUCUAUUCGCAACUUCGUCACCGACUAAUAGAGAGUGGCGACUGGGAACAGAUUAGGAUAAUGUUGAAUUCAAAGCUCAACGAAAGUGGAUGGACAGAUGACAUACGUCAUCGUAGUAAAGAACGAGCAAGGAACAUGGACCCACUAUCUUAUCAGACGUUGUUGGAAGAGAUUCGCACUCACGCCCAGACUUCUAUUCCGCUGGCCGUAAAACGCGAAGCUACGACGCUUAUUCGCCAGAACCUUGAGAAGCAUAUCGCGCUAUUUUACAAGAUGACACUCGCAGGUCUUACCAAAGAAUACUACGCCAAAUACAUGGAAGGGCUCAAAUUACAUUGUACUGCCAUGCAACGGACGCGUAGUUCAAAAUUCUUGCCUCUCUGAUUAGACCGCUACCUGGGAAAUUCUACGCCGUUUCACAUCAAAUGGAUAGGAUAGCUUCGCACAAACCUAUUUAUUGAACCACAGAGAGCGUACAAUGUAUACCAUACAUGUUAUAUAUCGGGCUUCAAGCUUU
Messenger RNA from Laccaria bicolor S238N-H82, 559 nucleotides. RefSeq lists its product as uncharacterized. Gene Ontology annotation, molecular function: transcription coactivator activity; chromatin binding. The record is from RefSeq and is a predicted model, not a curated record. The transcript is spliced from 5 exons. NCBI's taxonomy places the organism in Eukaryota, Fungi, Basidiomycota, Agaricomycetes, Agaricales, Hydnangiaceae. Gene Ontology annotation, cellular component: nuclear pore; SAGA complex; DUBm complex. Bases 19 to 426 code for a protein of 135 amino acids. Gene Ontology annotation, biological process: regulation of transcription by RNA polymerase II; poly(A)+ mRNA export from nucleus; positive regulation of DNA-templated transcription.